Molecule: messenger RNA, 5639 nt
Organism: Salarias fasciatus (jewelled blenny)
Lineage: Eukaryota; Metazoa; Chordata; Actinopteri; Blenniiformes; Blenniidae
Gene: ppp1r9a
Product: protein phosphatase 1, regulatory subunit 9A
Exons: 20
Coding region: 639-4067 (1142 amino acids)
Biological process (GO): actin filament organization; neuron projection development; calcium-mediated signaling
Cellular component (GO): cytoplasm; actin cytoskeleton; dendrite
Molecular function (GO): actin filament binding
Source: RefSeq, a predicted model, not a curated record
GUGUUGGUAUUUAAACCAGACUGCAGCUCCCUGACUGAGACCCCCUCCGCGCGGCAGAUUAUCGGACCGAACCAUUGCUGCUGCGGUCCAGGUUUGAGCACCUGUCACAUGAGGCUCUGCCUCCGCAGAUCGCCCACUCUCGCCGCGGCCGAGGGAGUCGAGCCGAGUUCCCGUGCGGCCGUGCAUCGGACGGCUCCGUCCCCGCAGACGCCGCCGCGGAGCAGCCCCCGGUGCGAUGAGCUGCCAAACCGCACCGCCACCCCUAUUGUGCGCCUGGCAGCAUCACCCGCCGCCUGCAAUGGCGUUGGAGCGGCUCUAGUGUGUCCGAGCGUCGCUGUGGCGGUGGAGGAUCCGUCCCGGACUAUUCGCCGGCAAGCCGAGAUGAAUUGCUGUUUUUUGACAGCUUUUUGAUUUGCGACGAGAGCACCCGCCUCAAGUUUACCCCCCUUCUCCGGAUUACAGUUUAUUUAUACCGCGCGUCCGAACGGAGCCGGAGCCAUGAAUGUGUGAAUGGGUUUGAAGGAAAUAUAACUUCAGCGGGGUCAAACUGAGCAGUGAAUCUCACUCGACUCCUCACUCCUACGCGCUAAUGAGGCCAGGGCAAUGCUGACAUCUCCUCUGAAUCCAAAGACAUCAUCAUGCUGAAGACGGAGGCCUCGGGGGAGAGGACCAGCCUCCGGAGUGCCUCCCCCCACCGUAAUGCCUACCGGGCAGAGUUUCAGGCGCUUAAGAAGGCCUUUGACCAGCCUCGGAUUGAUGGGGACUCAAAGCCCAAAGACCUCGAUCGGGUUAAACAACCGAGGGGCCGGCAGUAUGGCACCCACGUCAGCCGCAUUAAGGACAUGUUCAUGCAAAUGGGCACAGAAAACGCAACAGCCAAGACCAAGGUCCAAGAUGAUUCAUCCCCACAAAAGCUGGUGAAGCCCACCAACUUCAUCAACAAGGCUGAUGGGUCGGUGAUUAAACUGCAGCACUCGUCGUCAGCUGAAAGAAUCGGCGGCGCCGGAGCGAAGUUCUCUGAAACCAGGAAGCUUUUCGAACAGCAGUCACGUGAUCAAUCCCAAUCGCCGGUCUUUCCCUACGGGCGCGACAAAAGGGGUUCCCACGAGCACCUGGACGACUGGCGAGGGGCGAGGUCCAACCGAGGCAGCACGGACUCCUUAGACUCACUGUGCUCCAGGACAGAAGCGUCUUCGCCGACCGUCAGUCAGCUCAGUGCCGUUUUUGAAAACGCCGACCACAACAACCAGAGCGUUACCUACAGAGGAGUCAGCAGGCGAGCCCUCUACUCGCCCGAUGGAUUCCACCGCCCUGGAGGCGACGUCAGCGAGGACGAUUCGCGACAGUCUCCAGUUCGUGGAACCUACCGGAAUAAGAUAGGCGGCAAGUUACCCUCAUCUUUGUCUUCCGAGGAUCUGCUGACCCCUAGUCCUGGGGUGGAGACGUCAGAGGCGAAACGAGAGGCUCCGAAGGAGGAAGAAUCGCGAGACAAGGCGAGCAAUUCUACAGGGGAAGGCAGACGCCAUUUGUCUGGUGCCACCACCAAUGGAAACCAGGUUAAUGGUUCAUGUGAGGAAGAGGAAAAAAUCCCAGACACAAGAAAAGUUACAGAGAAUCCAGUCGACUCCAAAACCUCAAAACCCACUAAUGGUGCUGUGAUUAACAACAAAGCUUCUGAAAAUGCUGCUACUCAUCCACUGCCCCCAACUACAACGACAAGAGAAAUCCAAGCGGAUGGGGACGCUUCAAAAGAAGACAAGAGCCCCAAGUCUCCCAAGGACCAGAUGGAGGAGCCUGACGAGGAAUACACUGGGAAUGAACGGGUGAUUUUUAAUGCCGACGGCGACGCCUGUUACCAGGGUUGGGGCGAAAGCUGCACGGAUCCAGAAGACGACCUCUACGGUGACGAUGAGGAUAUUGUCUAUGACCCGGGCUGCGAUCUGACUGAGAUUCCUGGUCUGCCGGAAGAGAACAAAGAGGAAAUCCCGCCAAAGAGGAAGAUUCGCUUCAGCACUGCUCCCAUUACAGUGUUCAACACAUAUUCCAAUGAGGAUUACGACCGGCGCAAUGAGGAGGUGGAUCCUGUGGCUUCCUCCGCUGAGUACGAACUGGAGAAGAGGGUGGAGAAACUGGAACUCUUCCCAGUGGAGCUGGAGAAAGACGAGGACGGCCUGGGGAUCAGUAUUAUAGGGAUGGGCGUCGGUGCGGACGCCGGCCUGGAAAAACUGGGCAUCUUCGUCAAGACCGUCAUCGAGGGUGGCGCCGCCGAGAGAGACAGCAGGAUUAAGGUGAACGACCAGAUCGUGGAGGUGGACGGGACGAGCCUGGUGGGCGUGACCCAGAGCUUUGCUGCCUCCGUCCUGAGGAACACGUCUGGAGUCGUCCGGUUUGUUAUCGGCCGAGAGCGCCCGGGCCAGCAGAGCGAGGUGGCCACGCUCAUCCAGCAGACCCUGGAGCAGGAGAGGCGGCAGAGAGAGCUGCUGGAGCAGCAGUACGCCCAGUACGACGCCGACGACGACGAGCAGACCGGGGAAUACGCCACCGACGACGAGGAGACGGGAACGACGGUGGCGGGCGGAGACAAGAGCAUCGAGGUGUUCGACCUGCCGGAGAACGAGGACAUCCUGUCCCCGUCGGAGCUGGACGCCACCAAGCUCUACCAGAAGUUCAGAGAGCUCCAGAUCAAACACACAGUGACCGAGGCCGAGAUCCAGAAGCUCAAAAACAAGUUGGCUUCAGUGGAGAGGGAAAAGCAGCGCUGGGAGAAGGAGAAGAGCCAGCUGAAAGCCAGCAUCGAAGAGAACAAGGAGAGGAUGCUGAAGCUGGAGAGCUACUGGAUCGAGGCGCAGACGCUCUGCCACACUGUCAACGAGCACCUGAAGGAGGCCCAGGCCCAGUACCAGGCUCUGGAGAAGAAAUACAACAAAGCCAAGAAGCUCAUCAAGGACUUCCAGCAGAAAGAGGUGGAGUUCAUCCAGAAGGAGGAUGCAGAGAGGAGGCGGCUGGAGGAGGCGGAGAAAGCUCACCUGGCUGAGAUCCAGGGACUGCAAGUCAGGAUUGCGACGCUGGAGUCGGAGCUGAUGCAGCUGAUGAAGCAGAACGGCAUCCAGGUCAACAACAACAACAACAGCAGCAACAGUUCGGAGCGGUUCGGCGCUCAGCAGCAGAGUCCCAGCAGGGCGACCGCACAGUGCAGAGACCUGAGGGACUGCUCACCCAGUAAAAAGAAAAGCUACAGAGGAGUCGCCCGAGACAGCAUCAGCUCCACGGAGGGAGAGGUAUCUGAAGGACAGGCCAGCCCCGCCCACAGUCGCUCUGGUUCAGUUCGUAUUGGAGAUGGAGGAGCGUCGGUCCUCAGGGGUCCCGGCAGUGCAGAGGGGUCGCCCAGAAGAGUGCUGCAUGGUUCUCAGUCUCCUGCCAAGUCGAGCCCCUCACACAGCCGAGAGGAGCACAGGCGAGCUCUGGACCCCGGGUCGCCGCUCAGAAAGGCACAAGUGAAAGAUCCCCGAGCCUCACCUGGAAACAGCUCCAUCGAGCCGUCGGCAGAGGAAAGCCCCGAGAGGCUCAAGGCCAAGGGCCCCACUUUGAACGACGAUCUGAGCGCCAGCAGCAGCAGUUCGGUGGAAAUCAGCGGCCUGCUCAGCGAGGCCAAGCUGUCCGGACGCUCACACACCCUGAUGCUCUCCUCAGACGAGAGUCUGGAUAUGAUAGACGACGAGAUCUUGGACGAGGCGCAGUUUUCGAAGCAGCACCAGUGGCAGAACUGCAGCGUGACGGAGUGGAGCCCUCCACAGGUGGCCCGCUGGCUCAUGGGCCUCAACUUGGAACACCACAUCCCAGAAUUCACUGCCAAAAACAUAGAUGGAGAGCAGCUGCUUCAGCUGGACAGCACCGACCUCAAGGCCCUCGGAGUCUCUUCAUCCCAGGAUCGUGCCGUGAUCAAGAAAAAGAUCAAAGACCUUAAAGUUCUGAUGGAGAAAGCCAGAAGGAACCAAGAGAAAGUAGAGAAACAGCGCGAGAAGCUACGAAAACGAGAGCUGGAGCAGCAGAAGGACGCAGCAGAGUGAUUCUUUACCUCCUGCUAUACUGUAGCGCCGCACCAAGUAGCAUCUUGCAGAGGAGAACAUCGGUAGGGCCCCAUGAAUCCGCCCUGAGGGACGCCUGCUCAGCGGAACGCCACGCCCAGAUCUGAGGUCGUUGAGCGACUUUCUCACCAAGCAAACGAAACCAAAACGUGCAGUUGGAUGACAGGAAGAUGCCCGACCUUUGCCUCGUUUUACACCCAUCCUGUUUUUAGCCAUUUGAGAAGUGACUGGGUUCUAUUUAUUUUGCUGUUUAUAGCUGUACAUUGGGUUUAUUUAUUCGUAUGCAGAUCAGGUCUGUACAGAGUUCAUCUCGUGUUUCCCCUGUAUCGCCUACAGAGCCAUCUGUCACCCGCCCGGAGAGAUGCAGACCACCCACAUGUACAGUGAUAAAUGCUAAGACAAUAAUGUCUGAUGUGCCAUGUCAACAGACUGAUGUAAAUCCUGUUCAAAUGCAUAGAUCAGUGGACACCGCUGCUCUGAAGAGAGGUGGAACUUACAAGGAAAUGCUCAUCUCCUACCACUAAGUGUCGCCAUGCUGCUUCCUUUCACCACUGAAGAGGGCAGCACUGAACAUUUCCACAGGAACUGAACUGAGAACCAGGGUUCAGUGGGAGAACGAAGCCCCUCUCUGUACUUGCAGAAACACUGGAAGUGCAAACACUGUAAAUCUGGUUUCCUCGGCGCUCCUCCCGUCAGACAUAUACCAUACCGACGUAGUUCUCAAAGUAUCAACGGCAAAAAAAAGACAUACAUACUGAACUCAACGGACUCGUUCGACUAGAGACUUCAGGUACUGUGUCAUCAUCCAGUUUGUAACUAACCGAACCUAUUCCACACAAAAAACAACACGGAUGAACUGAAGAUUCCAGCUUAUAUGCAUAAUGUUGCUUUAACUCUGCUUGUAUCCUGCUUUUGACCUCUUUUUAUAUUCUCUCUGUAACAAAGUAAUAGCCCGCUGCUGCCUUUAGGAACUCUAGAGUAGGAGGAUUUUCUUUUUUUUCUAAACUCUUCCCGCUUCUGUGUGAGCAUCGAACAUACAGCAGAACGAGUCACAAAAUUUCCUUUUGGAAGUCAUUCCUAUUAUUUCACACGUCAGACUUUACCAUACAAUAUCUCUCUGGAAUAUUUCCAAUAAUUUUUUUAGGAAUGCUGCCAUAUGUGAGCGAAGAGAGACGCAGCGAGUGCAGGAGCUGCCUUGUAAAGACUACUGUAACCAGUACUUAUAGUUUAAUGUUACACUGGAAGUUGCGCCUGACAGAUGCAACGAAAUUCUAAUUUUAUUCUGGAAUCAGUUUGAGUUAAGACUCAGAGCGUUUUAAUUUUACUUGUUAGAUACUAUUUUCUGAUAAAUGUUCUUUAUGUAAACAGAUUUUGUUUUAGGAUUUUGAAGCUGACUUGAGAGACGUGUCGCCUGUGUUCAUCAUUCCCAGGAAUCGUUCUGUAGAUUUACAGGAAAUAGAGAAAUGUGAUAGAAAACGACGGCUUCUUUGGCAAUGAUUUUCCUUUUUGUCUUAAAAAAAAAACCCUGCCUGGUGUGUCGUUCACAACUUUAUU